Molecule: messenger RNA, 744 nt
Organism: Racocetra persica
Lineage: Eukaryota; Fungi; Glomeromycota; Glomeromycetes; Diversisporales; Gigasporaceae
Source: the annotation of a GenBank genome assembly
AUGUCUCAAGUUUUGGAAUUUAAUGAAAUAGAAAAGAAUAAUUUGAAAUUCAAUAAAGAAAAUUCUACAAAUCAUGUGGAAAAUAAUGAUUUAAAACUCAAUAAAGAGAAUUUUGCAAAUCAAGUAGCAACAAAUGAUUUAACGCUCAUUAAUGAAGAAUCUGGAAAUGAAGACGUAUCUAAUAGAAAUGAGGUUUUAAAUAAUGAUCAAAUACAUACAGAACUGUCUAAAAUUCAAUUUGGUUUUGUCUUCCUCGGUCUAUGUUUUGCCAUGUUUAUGGCUGCUUUAGAUCAAACUAUUGUUACAACCGCUUUACCAAAGAUUAUAAUAGAUCUCGCUUCUGUUGAUAAAAUUGUGUGGGUUGGAACUGCUUAUUUGCUCACUGCGACUUCCUUUCAACCAACAUAUGGAAAACUUGCUGAUAUCUUUGGUCGAAAAAUUACAUUUUUAACAGCAAUGGUUCUUUUUGAAUUGGGUAGCAUCUUGUGUGGUACAUCUUCUAGUAUGAAUAUGCUAAUAACUUCUCGAGCGGUGGCUGGCCUUGGUGGUGGUGGUAUAUUUGGAACAGUAUUAAUUAUACUUACAGAUAUUGUUUCAGUUAAAGAUCGUGGUAAAUAUCAAGGAUUUGUCGGUGCUGUUUUCAUUAUUGCAUCCAUCACAAGCCCAAUAAUUGGUGGAUUAUUCACAGAUAAUGAUAAUUUGGGUUGGAGAUGGGCAUUUUAUAUCAAUGUACCGAUAGGUGCA